AUAUUGUUUGUCAGUUGUCAAGAAAGAUAUUUUAUUUUCCGUUUGGAGAAUUUAAAGACCUCUCUCUACAUCCUCUUCUUUUUCUUUCAUAUUCAUAAAAAAAAAAAAAGAAAAAAGAAAGAAAUCUAGUCUUCUUUGUGGUGCUCCAUCCAGUGGUAUUUAUUUUGUUGAUUUAUUUAUAUACUUUUCUGAAGGAUGUGACAGAGAGGUGACUAGGAAUGAAGCUUGGUUUUUGUUUGUGAAGUUGUUUUGGGAACUAAUGUCAUUUUAUGAUGUCAAAUUUUAAUUUUAGUUAUUUUCCGCCUCUGUUUGAAUUUCUUAACUCUUGGUGGUUGAGAAUUAUGAUUUUUAGAUUCAAUUUCCACUCCCUGCUUCUGUUGCACUUUCUCUUUUCUCCUUACCUGGUUUAUUCUUCAUGUUUAAUUCUGGCCCUAGAUUAAUUAAUUGAUUUCUGUUCAUCUUUUAUCUUGGUUUUGCAUUCUUCUUUUUGGAAAAAACAGCACUUUAGAAACAUGGAACGAAAUGAGAAAGAAGUUGUAAAUGAUAUAGCUGGGAAUGCUGAACUCCAGGGGAAAGGAUGUGAUGUUCCCUUGAAAUUAGAGGGCCACAAUGUUUUCGAAUCUCCAAUGAUGUGUGCAUCUUUGAGGAGUGAUUGGCCAGAGAGCUCAACCCAUGAUUAUAUAGGUACAAGUAGAAUACAAGAUAGGGAUUCCAGUACAUGUGUAAUUCCUUUGGCUGGGUUUGUACCUCCCCAGACUAGUGCAUGUUCUAUGAAUGAUGUUGGAAAUGUGCUUGAAUUGACGGAGGGAAAUUAUAGGACCCGUAAUGUAUCCUUAGUUAGUAGCCCUUUGGAUAAUCGUCAAGGAAAAUGGCAGCAUCAUUUAUCUGAGUUGCCUUGUGAGUCUGUACGUAAGAAUUUACAGGGUGCUCAGGAUACCCAAGAAAUCUCUGCUUGUUUAAGGACUAACGAGAAGAGAAUUAUAUCAAGCUGUAAUGUAAAUAUGCCUAACAAUUUAGCUACUUCUAGCUCGUCUCAGCUAUUGGUAAACGAAACCUUGAAGCUAAAGGGGGCUUUUGGCCAAAAUGAAGAUGCUGAAGCUGGAUUUUGCAGUGCUGCAAGGAAGGUUGCAUCUGAUGCAUUGAUGAGAUCAAGUGCCAACAGCAAUCAGCUUUCUUUGCAUAGGAUUGAGGAGGUUAUUCCUGAAUCUUUACAUCGUGGGAUCACCUUGAGAGAAUGGCUGAAACAUGGGCAUUGCAAAAGAGAUAAAGUUGAAAGCCUUCUUAUAUAUAGGCAAAUUGUGGAGUUAGUGGAUUCAGCACACUCUCAAGGAGUUGCCCUGCAAGACCUGCGGCCAUCCUGCUUUAAUUUAUUGCCAUCUAAUAGGAUUGUGUAUACUGGUUCAUCUGCCAAGAAAGAAUGGAAGGCUGCUGUAUUUCAUGAUGUGCUUAAGAAAAGGCCAGUGGAAAAAGAUACUGGCCCCUACGGAAGUUCUGUCACAAAACAGCAAAAGCUCAGUGAGGACUUUACGUCUUUUGGACGCCAGUCUCAGUUUGCCACUAGUUGUGGCUUCAGGAUUAUGACAGAUGAGACUAACUUAUCUGCAAAUGGUGCACAAGACUCUAGGAAUGUUGGACCUCAUUCUCAGUGCCAUUCUAAUUACCCAAGUUCGUGUAUGACAACUAAACAACGAACUCUGUUUUUAGCUUUACAAUUGGAAGAAAAAUGGUACAGAAGUCCAGAGCAGCUGAAUGGGGUUUUUGUCACAUUUUCAUCAAAUAUCUAUAGCCUGGGAGUUCUUCUUUUUGAGUUGCUCAGCUGGUAUGAAUCACCUGAGACGCAUUCUACUGUUAUGUUGGAUUUGCACCGAAGGAUUCUACCAUCAAAUUUUCUUUCAACUUAUCCAAAGGAAGCUGGCUUUUGUCUUUGGUUUCUUCAUCCUGAGCCUUCAUCUCGUCCAACAGCAAGUGAAAUCCUGCAGUCGGAACUAAUUUGUCAGUCCCAAGAAUGGUGUUCUGGAAACGAUGUAUCAACAUGUCGUGACAAUAAUGAUGCCGAAUCAGAGAUGUCGCUUCAUUUUCUCCAUCUAUUGAAAGAACAAAAGCAGAUGCAUGCCACCAAGUUAAUUGAACAUAUUGGGUGGUUGGAAGAUGAUAUUAAGGAGGUUGAGAAAAGACAUUUCUUGAGGAUUUCCUCGCAGACAGAUGCAAGAGAACAAGGAUUGCAUCUUGGUACAAGAUCAGUUGCUAUUUCUGCUUCAUUUUCUGUCACCAAUAUGAAUGAGGAAAGGUCAAUGAGAAAUAUUAGCCAGAUUGAUAAUGCCUAUUUCUCCAUGAGAUCACGACUCCAUUCUUCUGCUUCUGCAUCUCGCUCUGAUAAAGAUUUUUUCAAGAAUCAAGAUAGGUUGUCUGCAUUUCAUAAUGAGAAGAAGGAGUCAAAUAUGAUUCAGAAACCUGCCGAUCCACUUGGGGCCUUUUUUGAUGGUUUAUGUAAGUUUGCUAGAUAUAGUAAGUUUGAAGUGUGUGGAUCACUGAAAAAUGGACAUCUCCUAGGUUCUACAAAUGUACUAUGCUCUUUAAGUUUUGACCGUGAUGAGGAAUACAUUGCUGCUGCUGGGGUGUCAAAAAAGAUUAAGGUUUUUGAGUUUGGCACACUUUUGAAUGAUUCCAUGGAUAUCCACUAUCCUGUAGUUGAGAUGUCAAACAAUUCUAAGCUUAGUUGUGUGUGCUGGAAUAACCACAUCAAGAACUAUUUGGCUUCAACUGAUUAUGAUGGUGUGAUUCAGAUGUGGGAUGCUGGCACUGGUCAAGGGUUCUCUCAAUAUACAGAGCACCAAAAGAGGGCCUGGUCGGUGGAUUUUUCACUAGCUGAUCCUAUGAUGUUUGCCAGUGGAAGUGAUGACUGUUCUGUGAGAUUAUGGAGCAUUAAUGAGAGAGGAUCUAUAGGUACCAUUUCGAAUCAGGCCAACGUCUGCUGUGUUCAGUUCUCAGCCUCCUCUUCUCAUUUUGUAGCGUUUGGAUCUGCUGACUAUAAGAUCUACUGCUAUGAUCUACGGCAUACUAGAAUCCCUUGGUGCACAUUAGCUGGCCAUGAAAAAGCUGUUAGCUAUGUGAAAUUUUUAGAUUCAGAAACCCUUGUUUCUGCAUCCACGGACAAUACUCUAAAGCUUUGGGAUCUUGACAAGACUAGCUCAAAUGGGUUGUCUUCUGGUGCUUGUCGCCUGACAUUUGGUGGUCACACGAACAAGAAGAACUUUGUAGGCUUAUGUACUCUGGAUGGAUAUAUAGCAUGUGGAUCAGAAACUAAUGAGACUGCAUCUAUGAAGUGGAAUGGGCGUUUAAAUUCUAUCCAUCGAAGCAUAGCUAUCAAACUGCAAUCAAAUGAGAGAGAUCUGUUAUGGCAAAGCCAGACUUUAUUAUUGAAUUUCCUCGAAAAAUAUGAGACAAGAGCAUGUUAUCCCGUACCUGUUUAUUGCUAUUAUCGAUCCUUACCAAUGCCUAUAACCUCUUAUAAAUUUGGAUAUGAUGAUUCUAUUUCUGGGAACAAGAUUGUCGAGGAUAAUGGACAGUUUGUUUCAAGUGUCUGUUGGAGACAAAAGUCAAACAUGGUUGUUGCCGCGAACUCAAUGGGAAAAAUGGAGGUAUUAAAGAUGGUGUGAGAUGUGGCCAGUUGUCCUCUUAAGGUUUUACAGCAGCUUCUUCCUGGAAGGCACGAAGCAGAACCACACCUUCAGCAUUUGGUAUUUGAGUGCCAGUCGGCAAAAACUUUGUCUAUACAGUUGGUUUUGGUAGGACAGUGGAUGAGUGUGACCUAUAGUUAAACACUAAGGAAACACAAGCUAGUCUUAAUCUCUAUCAUUUGCUGAGAAAAGAUUAUUUCAUGGAUGCAAUGACAUGCUGCUUCCCAUAGCUUCGCUUCAAUGUCAUAGCUAACCAGGCUGCUGGGUCAGUGAAGAUCAAAAGUCGAAGGAAGUCAGCAUGGUAUCUAAGGCAACUAUUUCAGAGACGGAUUCUAAGCUGCAAAUCCUGGAAAAAGAGCACAUUCCAGCCAAAGCUCUUUUAAACAAGAUAAAGGGGGGCUAAAUUUGGUUAAGAAUGGUAAGUUGUAGGAUAAAGAUUUUGGAAAGAGAGUAUGCACAGGCAAUUGGAUAUGAAACUGCCAUUUGAAGAUGAAUGUAAAUGGUUGGAACUACAAAAGAGGCUUAUGUUAUGGAUUGCUCCACAGAACUGAUCUUAUUUAAAAAAGAAAAAAUCAGAGAUUGUUUAGAAGUAUAUAACCUAUUACUGUGAAUUGCAUUGUACCUGAUUCCUAUCAUUGUUUGUGUAGAACUAUGAUCGGCUGUAACUGUCUUACAAAGCAGUUUGGUCAUAAAUCUCCUAUGGCUUGCAUCUUUUAUAUCUUUAACUGGCGAUUCAUGUGGUCCCGCAAAAUGGUAUCACUGCGGUAAAAUUAUAUUAUGAAAUUUGUAAAUGAUGUUUUAUAUUUAUAGCAAUAAUGAUUGAUCAA
This is a messenger RNA of Manihot esculenta (cassava), 4504 nucleotides long. RefSeq names its product protein SUPPRESSOR OF PHYA-105 1. The transcript has 8 exons. The record is from RefSeq and is a predicted model, not a curated record. Lineage: Eukaryota; Viridiplantae; Streptophyta; Magnoliopsida; Malpighiales; Euphorbiaceae. Gene Ontology annotation, molecular function: ATP binding; protein binding; protein kinase activity. Gene Ontology annotation, biological process: protein phosphorylation; photomorphogenesis. The coding region runs from base 513 to 3656 and encodes 1047 amino acids.